This is a messenger RNA of Solenopsis invicta (red fire ant), 1863 nucleotides long. It is a transcript of the gene shf, whose product is annotated as protein shifted. The record is from RefSeq and is a predicted model, not a curated record. Lineage: Eukaryota; Metazoa; Arthropoda; Insecta; Hymenoptera; Formicidae. Bases 178 to 1272 code for a protein of 364 amino acids. Gene Ontology annotation, biological process: anatomical structure development. The transcript has 6 exons. Gene Ontology annotation, molecular function: signaling receptor binding. Gene Ontology annotation, cellular component: extracellular region; cell surface.
GGUGGCGGUGGCGGCGGAGGUGGCGGCGGGGCGGACUCCUUCACCGGUGUGCGUGCAACACCUGGCGGCUGCGGCGGCACAGCGGCAACAGCAGCAGCAGCAGCAGCAGCAGCAGCAGCAGCAGCAGCAGCAGCGGCGGCAGCGGCACUGAGCGGCACGUCGCGGGCAAUUAUUAUUAUGCGAUCGGCUGCGGCCGCCCUGGCCGCGGCGGCGGCGGCGGUGCUGGCCCUCCUCCUGGACGCGGGCGUACUCGCCCGGCACCAGCUCCGCUCCGAGAACCCCGCGGCGGGCCACAAGCCGUCCGGUGACAUCUCCCUCUGGAUCGACCAGCAGCAAAUCAAGAUGUUCAGCGGGCUGGCAAUGGAAAUAUACGCGAUUUCGGAGGGCCGAGUGCUCCCUUAUCUUUUGGAUCCGGAGUUUGAGAAUAAACUGCCGAUUAUUCCGAGCGAGGUGUCCCACGUGAACUUCACGUGGAAGUCAGGAGUAAAAAAGUACUAUUACAACUUUUUUCUUUUAAAGUCGUACGACGAGAGCAUCUUGAAAACUCCAUCCAUCACGAUUAAAACGCAAGGACGGGUGCCCAAGAGGCCGAAAGAGUUCAGCGUUCUUCUACCUUGCGCCGGGAAAUCGGGCAUAGCGCAAUUUGGGAUCAGUCUGGUGAUCGAGACCCGCAAGGGGAAACCUUUAGACGGGACGCCCCUCGGUCUCAAAUUGACAAAAGAAUGCACCGUGCGCGGUGAGUGCGUCAGUCGCGCCCACGAUCACCACCUCUUCACUCGCACAUACAAACCUAAUUCUGGUCCCUGUCCAGAUGGUUAUUUAGGGCCUAAUUGUAAAACAGCACUUUGUUAUCCAAGCUGUAUGAACGGCGGUAACUGCACGGCGCCAGGCGUGUGCUCUUGCGCGCCGGGAUUUCACGGCCCUUACUGCGAAGGAGGUAUUUGCACGAAAGCAUGUUUGAAUGGAGGAAAGUGCAUUCGUAAAGAUAUCUGCCAAUGUUCAAAAGGCUAUUUCGGCUUGCGCUGCGAAUUCUCUAAAUGUGUUAUUCCUUGUCUCAAUGGAGGCAAAUGCAAGGGUACAAACAUCUGCAGAUGUUCGGAGGAAUACAGGGGCAAUCACUGCGAAAUCGCAACCACACACAGAACGUCGCAACGUUCGACAUGUAGUAAGCAAACAUGUAAGCACGGAACCUGCCAACCGAACGACACGUGUCUCUGCGAUUCCGGCUGGCACGGAAAGUUUUGUCAAAAGAAAAACAAGAAAUGGGCUUAGGAAUUAAUGGAAUAAUGUUUUUCGUCCCACAAUCGAAUUCUUUAGAAAACGACGUUGUUUUUAAAAUCAUCAAACGAAAUUACAACAGAUUGUGUUUCAUAAAAUAUGUAUCUUGAAUUGUACGGAGAAACGCAAGAUUUAUGCGUAUCGUAGAGAAAGAAUCUCGUGAUAUUAAAAUGAUUCAAUGAUUUGUAGUGUUCUUGUUUUUAUUUGGUGCGACGACGAAGAGAUAAACAUUAAAACUUUCACAAGAUUAAGAUCCAAAUCUCGAUUGGUAGUUAGUGUGAUGUAAAAUUCGUAUUUGUAGUUUCUAAUUUAGUCUGCCCGAGAUGUGAUAUGUAAAGAGCUGCUUUAUGCCAUUUUACGACAUUAUUAUAGUUAGUUAUUAAUACUUUUGUACUGUAGAUGUAACAAUUGUAAAAACAAAAUAGGAAGAAAAUGUAUUUUCUGUAAGGGUUUUAGAAAGCAUGAUUAUGAAAAUAAUUCAAUAUCGUAGUAGUGUGCCUGUGAUGGACUUCUUUGCUACUAUCCUAUCUUCUUUCUGUGUAUAUCUUAGAUAAUAUAGAUAAAUAAAUGUGAUUUUAUUACAAA